Molecule: messenger RNA, 5049 nt
Organism: Miscanthus lutarioriparius
Lineage: Eukaryota; Viridiplantae; Streptophyta; Magnoliopsida; Poales; Poaceae
Source: the annotation of a GenBank genome assembly
AUGGCGACGCCCACGGCGCCACUCGGCGGCGCGUCUCCGUCGGGCCGCGUUCUGGGCCCGGCGCUGGACCGGAUCAUCAAAAACGCCGCGUGGCGGAAGCACUCGGCGCUCGUGGCCGCGGCAAAGGCGGCACUCGACCUCCUCUCCUCAUCGCCGGCAUACCCUUCGCCGGACCCUACCUCGCCGCAAUCCUCGCCGUUGCUCGGCCUGCCCUCCGCCGCCGCCGACGCGUCCCUCCACGCGCUGCUGCUCGCUCUCGAGUCCGCUUCGCCCAAGGUCGCCGACCCCGCUCUCGAUUGCGUCACCAAGCUCCUUUACCACCGCCUCCUCCUCUGCGACCUCGGCUGCGCCGGCGCCGGCGACGAUCCCUCUUCCCCCACCUCCAGGCUCCUCAACGCCGUCCUCACCUGUGGCGCUCUCUCUGAUGAUGCAAUGGAGCUUGCCACCCUCCGUGUCAUCGUCGCCGCCGCGCGGUGCCCCACCGUCGCCAUCCGCGGGGAGGGCCUUGGCCAGGUGCUCAAGACCUGCUACAACAUAUACCUCAGCAGCAGCAGUGGCGCCAAUCAGCUCUGCGCCAAGCUUGCGCUGGCGCAGGUGCUGGUGAUUGUGUUUGCACGCGUGGAGGUGGAUUCGAUGGACGUGCGCGUUCGGACGGUGUCGAUCACGGACAUGUUGGACGUGUCUGACCGCAACCUGAACGAUUCCAGCAUCGUGCAGGUGGCUCAGGGGUUUAUAAACGAGGCUAUGGAGGGGAGUGAUGCCCCAGAGCCAGGGUCACAUUUGGAGCCAACUGAGGUGGAUGGAAAGGAGGAUGUUGGGAUGAGCAAGACCAGAGAGGAUGGGCUUGCGCUCUUCAAGAACCUGUGCAAGCUAUCAAUGAAGUUCUCGACGCCAGAUAACCCUGAGGAUCAGAUGUUGCUGCGGGGCAAGGUGUUGUCUCUUGAGUUGCUGAAAAUGGUUAUCGACAAUGCCGGCCCUUUCUGGAGAACAAAUGAAAAGUAUGACCCCAUACCUGUAGUUGUUUCCAGCUUUGUAGAUUUCAAUUAUUUAAGCUUACUGUCAAGGUUUAGAUCUGGGCUGAAAGAGGAAAUUGGAAUAUUCUUUCCAAUGCUUGUCCUAAGGGUUCUUGAGAAUGUCCAUCAACCUAGCUUUCUACAAAAAAUGACAGUUCUAAACUUGUUGGAGAAGAUCUGUAAAGAAUCUCAGGUUCUUAUUGAUAUCUUUGUGAACUAUGAUUGCGAUGUAGAUGCGCCAAAUAUUUUUGAAAGGGUUGUCAAUGGACUUCUAAAAACUGCUUUAGGUGUUCCUCCAGGAUCUACAACAACAUUAACUACAGCCCAAGACCAAACAUUUCGUAUUGAGUCAGUGAAGUGCCUUGCAACCAUAAUCAAGUCAAUGGGUUCAUGGAUGGACCAACAGCUGAGAAUUGGUGAUUUUUCACCAAAAAUUUCUGAAGCUUGUUUAAGCUCUUUAAGUUCUUUAAGUUCAAUAGACAUCCCUAACAUCCUUAUUGGAGAAGAUGGUAGUGGAGCUGAUUAUGAACUGCAAUCUGACUCUGGUAGCCCAGAUGUAUCUGGUGCGCCCUCCCUUGAGCAACGUCGUGCUUUUAAAAUAGAACUUCAGAAAGGAAUAUCCUUGUUUAACCGAAAACCUUCCAAGGGAAUUAAUUUUCUCGUUAAAAGCAAGAAGAUAGGGCAUACGCCAGAAGAUGUUGCUUGUUUCUUGAGAAAUACUGCUGGUUUAAAUGCAACAAUGAUCGGAGACUAUUUGGGUGAAAGAGAUGAAUUCCCUAUCAAAGUUAUGCAUGCAUAUGUGGAUGCACUGAACUUCGAAGGUAUGGACUUCGGUGAAGCUAUUAGGUAUUAUUUGCGAGGCUUCAGGCUGCCUGGCGAAGCACAGAAAAUUGAUCGGAUCAUGGAAAAGUUUGCUGAACGAUACUGCAAAUGCAAUCCAAACUCCUUUACCAGUGCAGAUACUGCAUAUGUUCUUGCUUAUUCUGUAAUCAUGCUCAACACUGAUGCUCACAAUACUAUGGUCAAGGAUAAGAUGUCUAAAUCUGACUUCAUUCGCAAUAACCGAGGAAUAGAUGAUGGGAAGGACUUGCCAGAAGCUUAUCUGGGUACACUAUAUGACCAAAUUGUCAAAAAUGAGAUCAAAAUGAGUGCUGAUUCAUCAGUUCCACAAAACAAGCAACCUAGUAGUGUGAUGAAGCUAUUAGGUUUGGACAAUAUUAUCAGCUUUGUUAACUGGAAACAGGCUGAUGACAGGGUAGUUGGAGCAAAUGACCUGCUCAUAAAAAACAUACAAGAGAAAUUUAAACUAAAGAGUGGAAAGUCAGAGUCUGUGUUUUCUAUUAUCACUGAUACAACAAUUUUAAGAUUCAUGAUGGAGGUUUGUUGGGCCCCUAUGAUGGCUGCAUUCAGUGUGACACUUGAUCAGAGUGACGAUAAGGCCGCCACAUCACAGUGUUUGCAGGGAUUCAGGUCUGCUGUGCAUGUUACCUCUGUUAUGUGCAUGCAGACACAGAGAGAUGCCUUUGUGACAUCUGUAGCAAAAUUCACAUAUCUGCAUUGUGCUGCUGACAUGAAACAAAAGAAUGUGGAUGCUGUGAAGGCUAUAAUAUCCAUUGCAAUCGAAGAUGGUGAUUAUUUGCAGGAAGCUUGGGAGCAUGUACUAACAUGCCUUUCACGGUUUGAGCAUUUACAUCUUCUUGGAGAGGGGGCACCUACUGAUGCUUCAUUUCUCACAGUACCACUGGUUAACUCAGAAGAUAAAACACAGAAGUCUACCUCUAUGUCAUCAAAGAGAACUAAUGCACUUCAGAAUCCAGCUGUAAUGGCUGCUGUUAGAGGAGGUUCUUAUGACAGCACAACAGCAAAAAAUAAAGCGUCACCGUUGGUUACUCCUGAACAGAUUAAUAAUUUUAUAUCAAACAUAAACCUGCUAGACCAGAUUGGCAUUUUCGAGUUAAAUCACAUAUUUGCUCAUAGCCCAAGAUUAAAUAGUGAUGCUAUUGUUGCUUUUGUGAAUGCUCUUUGCAAAGUUUCAAUGACAGAGUUGCAGUCUCCCACAGAUCCUCGUAUCUUCUGCCUAACAAAGAUUGUUGAGAUUGCGCAUUACAAUAUGAACCGCAUACGUUUGGUUUGGUCCCGUAUUUGGAAAGUUCUGUCAGAUUUUUUUGUUUCUGUUGGGUUGUUAGAGAAUCUUUCAGUUGCAAUAUUUGUUAUGGACUCUUUGAGGCAGCUAGCUAUGAAGUUUCUGGAAAGAGAAGAACUGGCAAAUUAUAAUUUCCAAAAUGAAUUCCUGCAACCUUUUGCGGUUGUUAUGCAGAAGAGCAAUGCUUCAGAAGUACGUGAACUUAUAGUUCGAUGUGUCUCCCAAAUGGUUCUGAGUCGUGUCAACAAUAUAAAAUCUGGAUGGAAAAGUGUUUUUACGGUUUUUACUGCAGCUGCUGCUGAUGAUCGGAAAAAUAUUGUUCUGUUGGCAUUUGAAACCAUGGAAAAGAUUGUUCGGGACUAUUUCCCUUACAUAACUGAAACUGAAACCACAACGUUUACUGAUUGUGUUAAAUGCCUUAUCACAUUCACAAGUAGUAAAUUUAGCAGCGAUGCGAGUCUUAAUGCCAUUGCAUUUCUUCGGUUUUGUGCCGUCAAACUCGCUGAGGAAGGAUUUAUUAGUCAUGAGAAGGAUACUGACCAGCAACCAAGUAACUUAGAUUCAUCAGAUGGGAACAGCACGGUGCAUAAGGAUGAUCAUGUUUACUUCUGGGUUCCUUUGCUUGCUGGUCUAGCUAGAUUGACAACUGACUCAAGACCAACUAUCAGAAAAGGUUCUGUGGAAGUGCUCUUUGACAUCUUGGAAGAUCAUGGGCACCUCUUUUCUCAGUCCUUCUGGGCUAAUAUCUUUGAAUCGGUUAUUUAUCCCCUAUUUAGCAGUGAAAGCUUUGCACCAAAUGGCCUGAUCUCAAGUAUAAAUAGUACUGAGGAUGAUUCUUGGAAUUUUGAAACUAAAAUGGUGGCUCUAAAAUGUUUAGCAGAUUUGUAUGUUACGUUUUUUGAAGUGAUGCGUCCAGAACUUUCUAGAGUUACGUCUGUUAUUACGAAUUUCAUCAGAAGCCCUUAUAAACAAUCAGCUAGCACGAGUAUAUCAGUUUUUCAGCGUUUAACAGAAGGACUCGCGAGCAAGCUCUCCAAUGAUGAGUGGGGGACGAUCUUGUUGUGUUUCAAAGAAUCAGCAGCACAUACAUUUGUCGUGUUUGACAAAAUAGUUAGGAUGAUGAAAGACAUUGAAAUUCCAGAUAGAAAUGAAUCUUACUCUGAAGCUGAGCAAUAUUCAGAUCAUGACAUAUACAAUGAUGAUGAAGAGGAAGCUAAUAUGGAAACAGCAUCUUAUGCUAUUGUCAGAAUGAAGAAUCAUAUGGCUUUGCAACUCUUAAUUGUUGAGGGCAUCAUUAAAUUGUAUGAGGUGCACAGAAGCUUUCUUUGUGCUGAGCAUAUAGGCAUAAUGUUGGAGAUGCUAUCAGCCAUUGCAUCACAUGCAAGUGAAGUGAACUCUGAAUCUAACUUGCACAUUAAACUACAUAAAGCAUGUUCCAUUUUGGAGGUAUCUGAGCCAGCGGUCAUCCAUUUCGAGAGCGAGUCCUACCAGAGCUACCUCAAACUUCUCCAAGCUCUUCUUCAUGAUAACCCAUCUUUGUCAGAAAAUAUGAAUGUGGAGUCACAAAUUAUGCUCGUCUGCGAGAAAAUAUUGCGAAUGUAUCUGACCUGUGCAGGGCAUGAACCAUCUAAUGAUGUUUCUGGUAGAGAUCCAGCUUUACAUCGGCUGCCUUUGGUUACUGCUAAAAAGGAGGAACUGGAUGCUAGAACUUCAUUGGUCCUUCAUGUGAUGCGGUUAUUGAGCAGUUUAGAGAAGAAUUGCUUUAGGAGAAACUUGCCCCUCUUUUUCCCCUUAUUAGCUAAUCUUAUUGGCUGCGAGCAUAGCUCUGGAGAAGUUCAAGUUGCACUGUAUGAUAUAUUCCAAUCAUCAAUAGGCCCCAUAAUAUCAGCAUAG